AUACUUUUAGAUUUUUUAUUCUACCUAAUCCUAUUUUAUUUUCCAAAAUGUCUACACCACAUUUGCAGUGUAGAAUAUUUUACGGAUUAAAAACAGACGUAAUUGGAAAUGCACAUUACAUUACAGAUGGAGAGAUUUUUUAUCCAGUAGGGAGUGCUUUAUCAAUUCACCAUGUUUCUCAACGACGUCAAAAGUUAAUUCGAUUAUCUGAUAAACAAAUAAAUAUUAUUGCUGUAGCCUCCAACAGAAAAUAUGCCGCUGUUUGUGAAGUGGGCGAGAAACCAACAAUUGCAGUCUACGAUCUUCGUUCCCUCAAAAGAAAAAAAGCACUAGGUAUCCCAUACGAUGCACCAGGUGUUGAUCGAUUUUCCUGUUUGUCAUUCACCCUCGACAACAAGUACAUUGUAGCCAUAACCGGAGAACCAGACCAGAUGAUGUUAUUCUACAACUGGGAAAAGGGCAAAGUGGAAUCAAAUAUCAAAGUCGGGAAUCCGCAAAAUCCAAAUUCGACCGUCAAUUUAUUAGCUUGCAAUCCAGGAGAUGUGGGAAUAGUGGCAAUAGGUGGACCCUUCAUUUUUAAAUUCCUAACAGUCUCUGAAACUGUCUGGCGUCCUUACGGCUUCACCAAAGCAGACAAUCUCGUCAUCACUUCCUUGGCUUGGAUGAACCUGGACAGACUAUUAGCUGGUACCAGAGAUGGCAAAAUUCUCUACCUAGAGAAUGGAGAGUUGAAAAAUAUUUAUAAGAUGAUUGACACCACGAUGAUAAAUCUAAAAAUUCGAGAAGAGUACGUGAUGCAAACUUCAGUUUCCGAAACAAGUCUAGAGUAUGCUAACAAAGUAUGGGAACACGAAAUUAGUGGCUUGACUGUCUUCAGCAACUAUUUCGCUUUUGCAUUUGGUCCCGGAAGAAUUGUCAUCUUCGAACAAGAUGGUCAGCACAAAUACGUCAAACAAUACCUCUAUAAAGUUCCUGCUCAGAUAUCAAAAGAGGAAUCAGACCAUCUCUAUCGGAUCAACACAAUCAAUUCGAAUUUAAGUUCCGAUAGGUUGAUUGUCACCACCGGUUGGUCACAAAUCUUUUUUGCUAAAGUUGGAGGUUCGAAUGGAAAAGCAGAUCCUGAAGAACGAGAUCUGGAAACGGUAGGUGAAAAUCUACAUCAUGGACCAAUUGGUAGUCUCUCAAUGUGCACCUGGAAGCCUAUUUUUAUGACUUGUGGAGAACUUGAUUGUAGUGUCCGAAUCUGGGAUUAUGAAUCCGAAAGUUUAGUGAUGAUCAAGCAGUACAUGGAGGAUAUUUUCUGUGUUGCUCUACAUCCAAAUGGUCUCUUCUGUCUGGUUGGAUUCAGCGAUAAACUGAGAUUUAUGACAAUAUUGAUUGAUGAUCUUCUUGUGAUGCAUGAAUUUCCGAUUAGAAAUUGCAGAACUGCAGCUUUCAGUCAUGGUGGUCACCUGUUUGCUGCUGUCAAUGGAAACAUCAUUCAUGUUUAUUCCACUAUGGAUUUUCGAAGUCAAUUUUUAUUGAAAGGACACACGGGGAAAAUUAAGGGAUUUGUUUGGUCGAAAACUGAUGCGAAAUUAGUUAGUAUCGGAUUGGAAGGAGCAAUUUAUGAAUGGGACAUGUGUACUGGUGCUCGAGUUGGAGAAGUUAUUUUAAAGGAAAUUAUUCUUAAUGGUAUUGUACUUUCUUCGGAUAACUCGACGAGUUAUUGCAUCUCGAGUGAUAAUCAAAUUCGAGAAAUAAAGGACAGUUGGGUAUCAAGGUCAUUCACUUUAAAUUUGGAACUCAGUCUCGUUGCAAUGGGAAAAGAAAAUUCAAUAAUGCUUGCUACUUGCUCUGGUGGUGCUGUUCUUUCCAUUAGAUAUCCUCUACAAGAGCCAGUUGAAUAUCUUGAUUUUCGUAUUCAUCGCUCUGAUAUCACAGAGAUGGCUCUUGCCUAUAACGAGCAGAUGUUGAUAACAACUGGUGCAGAUGGCACAUUAUGCUUCUGGAAAGUACUCUAUCAAGACAACAAUAUGGAAAAGACUUUCUAUACAAAUGAAGUUUUGAUUGGAAGGAGUGAGCUCGAGGAAAAAUUGCAAAACAUAAACGAAUUGGCAAUCAGAAUCGGUGAAUUAGAGACCGAACAUGCCUACAAACUGAGGCAAUUUGAAGUUCAGCACAACGAUUCUGUUCGAGAAAUUCAUCAAGGAUAUUGUGAAGCUAUCCAAGUAUUGAAAGAAAACAUCGAACAAUUGCAAGAGGAUCACGUAAAUGAAUUAAACACUAUAAAUACUGAAAUAGUGAAAAUGAAGACAGCUCAUGAGAAAAUGAUUCAACAAAUAGAAACCAGUUAUGAAGCUAAGCUCAUAACAGAAUACAACAAGUACCAAGAUUUCGAAGAAAAGAAUAGUCUCAUGCGCGAAGAAUAUGAACAGAAAAUCAAAGAUCUUGAGGAAACUCGAAAGAAAAUGAGCGAAGAAUUGAUAUCUGAAUACGAGGCAAAACUUUACGAGAAGAAUUCCAAUCUGGAAGAGCUUCGUGAAGAAAUGGAACAUCGAGCCAGAAUAGACGAACAAAUGAAGAUUCAAAUUGAGGAUGAUGCUGACAGAGAAAUAGUCGAGAUUCGCGCCAAGUACGAGCAUCUUCUCUACGAAGAGAAGCAGGCUAAUUUAAAACUAAAAGGUGAAGUGGGAGUUCUUCGGAAUAAAUUUUUCAUCAGCCAGAAAGAAACGGACGAUCUAAAAAGGCAGGUGAAUCACCUGAAGAGUGAGCAGGUCACCUUUCAGAAAAGCAUGCAGGAAUUAGACAAGGAGGUCUUGAAUUUCAAUAGGGAUAUCACCGAAAGGGACACCACAAUUCAGGAAAAGGAGCGUCAGAUUUAUGACUUGAAUAGGGAUAAACAGGAAUUGGAAAAGUUCAAAUUUGUUCUCGAGCAUAAAAUCAACGAACUGAGGAAUCAAAUUGAGCCCAAAGACAAAGAAGUCAAGGAACUUAAAGAAAAGAUCCGGGAUAUGGAGACCGAAUUGGUCAAUCUUCACAAAGUGAACGUGAAUUUAGAGUUGCAGUAUCACGGAUUGGAAGAAAAAUUGGGAACAGCCAAGCGCGAAUUUCAGGCUGAAGUCCAGAAGAACAAAAAGAGUCAGAUGCUUCUGAAGAAGAUGCACAUCGACGUUUUUGAUGCCGCUGGUCUCGUUCAAGAACCUCGAGCUCUAAAAACUGCGGUCAUGAAUCUUUAUCAUAAAUAUUGCAAUGAUGAGGAAUUUUUACGGAUCCGGAAAGAAGAUUUGGAUGUUCAGUGCGAAUUUAUCAAGCAGAGGGACCAUCUUGAAAGGACAAUUGCGAGUCUUCGGAAACAAGUUUUUCAGGAUACUUCGAGUGGAUCUAAAGAUACGGAAAAGUUGAUGGACGAGAAUGUUAUGCUGAUUGUGGAAAUGAAUUCUUUGAGAGAAGGACUCAAAAGAGCCCAGAAGCAUAUCAGUGAUAUGGAAUAUCUUUUGGGCGUUAGGACUAAUAAUUUUGGCCCAGUGGAGGCGAGAAAUAAAUUGGCUAAGGCUUGCCAUGGUAAUGAAGAAUUGCAAUUGAAAUAUAAAAGUGAGAUGCAGGAGUGUCAGCGAGUUAUUACCGUUUUAAAAGACGAUAUUAGGAGACUAGUUUCUAAGAUUAUUCCUACAUGA
Messenger RNA from Belonocnema kinseyi, 3656 nucleotides. RefSeq names its product cilia- and flagella-associated protein 57 (gene tous). Gene Ontology annotation, molecular function: protein binding. Lineage: Eukaryota; Metazoa; Arthropoda; Insecta; Hymenoptera; Cynipidae. The coding region runs from base 48 to 3656 and encodes 1202 amino acids. The record is from RefSeq and is a predicted model, not a curated record. The transcript is spliced from 4 exons.